Messenger RNA from Lottia gigantea (owl limpet), 1077 nucleotides. RefSeq lists its product as hypothetical. The annotation marks the transcript as partial. The transcript has 2 exons. The record is from RefSeq and is a predicted model, not a curated record. NCBI's taxonomy places the organism in Eukaryota, Metazoa, Mollusca, Gastropoda, Lottiidae.
AGAAAGUAUUCUGACUUAGUAAUUAGAAAGUAUUCUGAUUCAGUAAUUAGAAAGUACUCUGAUUCAGUAAUUAGAAAGUAUUCUGAUUCAGUAAUUAGAAAGUAUUCUGAUUCAGUAAUUAGAAAGUAUUCUGAUUCAGUAAUUAGAAAGUAUUCUGAUUCAGUAAUUAGAAAGUAUUCUGAUUCAGUAAUUAGAAAGUAUUCUGACUCAGUAAUUAGAAAGUAUUCUGAUUCAGUAAUUAGAAAGUAUUCUGAUUCAGUAAUUAGAAAGUAUUCUGACUCAGUAAUUAGAAAGUAUUCUGAUUCAGUAAUUAGAAAGUACUCUGAUUCAGUAAUUAGAAAGUAUUCUGACUCAGUAAUUAGAAAGUAUUCUGAUUCAGUUAUUAAAAAGUGUUCUGAUUUAGUAAUUAGAAAGUAUUCUGAUUCAGUAAUUAGAAAGUGUUCAGAUUCAGUAAUUAGAAAGUAUUCUGAUUCAGUAAUUAGAAAGUAUUCUGAUUUAGUAAUUAGAAAGUAUUCUGAUUUAGUAAUUAGAAAAAAGUAUUCUGAUUCAGUAACUAGAAAGUAUUCUGAUUCAGUAAUUAGAAAGUAUUCUGAUUCAGUAAUAAGAAAGUAUUCUGAUUCAGUAAUUAGAAAGUAUUCUGAUUCAGUAAUUAGAAAGUAUUCUGAUUCAGUAAUUAGAAAGUAUUCUGACUCAGUAAUUAGAAAGUAUUCUGAUUCAGUAAUUAGAAAGUACUCUGAUUCAGUAAUUAGAAAGUAUUCUGACUCAGUAAUUAGAAAGUAUUCUGAUUCAGUAAUUAAAAAGUAUUCUGAUUCAGUAAUUAGAAAGUAUUCUGAUUCAGUAAUUAGAAAGUGUUCAGAUUCAGUAAUUAGAAAGUAUUCUGAUUCAGUAAUUAGAAAGUAUUCUGAUUUAGUAAUUAGAAAGUAUUCUGAUUUAGUAAUUAGAAAGUGUUCUGAUUCAGUAAUUAGAAAGUAUUCUGAUUCAGUAAGUAGAAAGUAUUCUGAUUCAGUAAUUAGAAAGUAUUCUGAUUCAGUAAUUAGAAAGUAUUCUGAUUCAGUAAUAAGAAAGAGUUGUCAGUAA